GGAGCCACCAGCCCGGCGGGCACAGCCCGGGUGACAAAGCGGGGGCCGCACCGAGGUGUCCCCAAGCCGUGUGCCCCCCACAGCGGUGGGCAGCGAGGCCAUGGCGAUGCUGCUGGAGCCCGGGAUGCAGAGCCUGCGGAUGGGUGCCAACGGCGAGCGGUGCCCCACGCCGUCCCCGCCCGGCUCCCCGGGGACGCCCCACGACAGCUGCAGCAUCGCCCCACUGACGCCUUCCCAGUCACCGCGGAGCGAGGCGCGUUCCCAGCAGACCCCGUCCUUCUCCGUGGUGGUGGCCAUCGACUUCGGCACCACCUCCAGCGGUUACGCCUUCAGCUUCACCAGCGAUCCCGAGGCCAUCCACAUGAUGAGGAAAUGGGAGGGAGGGGACCCGGGUGUGGCCAACCAGAAGACCCCCACCAGCCUCCUGUUGACCCCGGAGGGGACGUUCCACAGCUUUGGCUACACCGCCCGCGAUUACUACCACGACCUGGACCCCGAGGAGGCCCGCGAGUGGUUCUACUUCGAGAAGUUUAAGAUGAAGAUCCACAGCACCAGUGAUCUGACCAUGAAAACCGAGCUGGAAGCCGUCAAUGGGAAGAAGAUGCCGGCGCUGGAGGUGUUCGCCCACGCGCUGCGCUUCUUCAAGCAGCAUGCGGUGCAGGAGCUGAAGGACCAGUGCCCGUCCCUGCCCGAGAGCGAUGCCAUCCGCUGGGUCCUCACCGUGCCGGCCAUCUGGAAGCAGCCGGCCAAGCAGUUCAUGCGGGAAGCGGCCUACAAGGCCGGGCUGGUGUCCCCGGAGACGCCGGAGCAGCUGCUGAUCGCGCUGGAGCCCGAGGCCGCCUCCAUUUACUGCCGGAAGCUGCGGCUGCACCAACUGAUCGAGCUGAGCUGCCGCCCCCCGGCCAACGGGGCCGAGCCCCCCCACCCCAUCGACUCCAGCUUCCGGCAGGCCCGGGAGCAGCUCCGGCGAUCCCGGCACAGCCGCACCUUCCUGGUGGAGUCGGGAGUGGGCGAGCUCUGGUCGGAGAUGCAGGCAGGUGACAGGUACAUCGUGGCCGAUUGUGGCGGGGGGACGGUGGAUUUGACCGUGCACCAGAUCGAGAAGCCGCAGGGGACGCUGAAGGAGCUCUACAAAGCCUCGGGAGGUCCCUAUGGGGCCGUGGGCGUGGACCUGGCCUUCGAGAAGCUUCUGUGCCACAUCUUCGGGGACGAUUUCAUCGCCACCUUCAAGGCCAAGCGUCCGGCAGCCUGGGUGGACCUGACCAUCGCCUUCGAGGCCCGGAAGCGCGCGGCCGCCCCGAGCCGCUCCAGCCCCCUCAACAUCUCCCUGCCCUUCUCCUUCAUCGACUUCUACCGCAAACACCGCGGCCACAACGUCGAGACCGCGCUCCGCAAGAGCAAUGUCAACCUGGUGAAGUGGUCGUCCCAAGGGAUGCUGAGGAUGUCCCCCGAGGCCAUGAACGAGCUGUUCCAGCCAACCAUCACCCACAUCAUCCAGCACAUCGACACCCUCCUGAAGAAACCCGAGGUCCACGGCAUCAAAUUCCUGUUCCUGGUGGGCGGCUUCGCCGAGUCGGCCAUGCUGCAGCGGGCGGUGCAGGCCGCCUUCGGCCACUGCUGCCGGGUCAUCGUCCCGCAGGACGUGGGGCUGACCAUCCUCAAAGGGGCCGUGCUCUUCGGCCUGGACCCCGGCGUGGUGCGGGUGCGCCGCUCCCCGCUCACCUACGGCGUGGGGGUCCUCAACAAGUUCGUGGAGGGCAAGCACCCGCGGGAGAAGCUGCUGGUCAAGGAGGGCAAGAACUGGUGCACCGACAUCUUCGAGAAGUUCGUGACCGUGGACCAGUCGGUGGCGUUGGGCGAGGUGGUCCAGCGGAGCUACUGCCCGGCCCGGCCCGGCCAGCGCCGGACCAUCAUCAACAUCUACUGCUGUGACACCGAUGACGUGGUGUACAUCACCGACCCCGGCGUCAGGAAGUGCGGCACCAUCAGCCUGGAGCUGGGGGACGCGGGGGACGCGGGCCCGGCGCGGGGCCGGCGCGAGAUCCGCACCAGCAUGCAGUUCGGGGACACCGAGAUCAAGGUGACGGCGCUGGACACGCGCACGGCGCGCAGCGUGAGGGCCACCAUCGACUUCCUGUCCAACUGA
This is a messenger RNA of Vidua chalybeata, 2146 nucleotides long. RefSeq names its product heat shock protein family A (Hsp70) member 12B (gene HSPA12B). Lineage: Eukaryota; Metazoa; Chordata; Aves; Passeriformes; Viduidae. The record is from RefSeq and is a predicted model, not a curated record. The transcript is spliced from 13 exons. The coding region runs from base 101 to 2146 and encodes 681 amino acids.